Molecule: messenger RNA, 909 nt
Organism: Lodderomyces jiufengensis
Lineage: Eukaryota; Fungi; Ascomycota; Pichiomycetes; Serinales; Debaryomycetaceae
Product: telomerase inhibitor
Exons: 1
Coding region: 1-909 (302 amino acids)
Biological process (GO): nucleosome assembly
Cellular component (GO): nucleosome
Molecular function (GO): DNA binding; structural constituent of chromatin
Source: RefSeq, a predicted model, not a curated record
AUGGGUCUUGCGGGAACGAAAGUAAAACAAAAUUUUGGACUUGAUCCAAGAAAUACAAAUUGGUCAAAUGACACAACAAGAUUUGGACAUCAAUAUUUAUCUAAAAUGGGUUGGAAAUCAGGUAAAGGUUUAGGUAUUACUCCAGAUUCAAUAACAACACACUUAAAGAUACAUAUCAAACAAGAUAAUUCAGGAUUAGGAGCAAAAUUGAAAAAAGCAGAUAAAGAUAAAGAUUUAGAUGAAUGUAGUGGAUUAGAUGCAUUUCAAAGAAUUUUAGGUAGAUUAAAUGGUAAAGAAGAUAAAAUUAAUAAAGCUAUGGAUUUAAAAAGAAAUGAUGAAAUUAUCAAUGGGAAAUGGGGGAUGAGAUUUGUUAAAGGAGAAGUAUUAUCAAGUACUUGGGAUAAAGAUAGUAAAAAAUUAAUAUCGUAUAAAAAUGAUGAUGAAAAUAAUACUAAGAAAAGAAGUAUAGAGGAAGAAAGUGAGGACCAAGAACUUAUAAAUGGGGAUAUACGACAAAGUAAAAAGAUAAAAUUAGAUGCAAAAGAUAAGAAGAGUAAAAAAGAGAAGAAGGAGAAGAAGGAGAAGAAAGACAAGAAGGACAAAAAGUCAAAGAAGAGAAAUAUAGAGAAAGAUGAAAUACUAGAGAAGAAAGACAAAAAGUCAAAGAAAAGUAAGUCCAAAGAUGAUUCAAACUCUAAAGACAAAAAGGAAAAGAAAGAUAAGAAAAAUAAAAAGAAUAAAACCAAAGAAUCAAGUUCAAAAGAAACUUCAGUAGAAACUGACUCACGAUCAUCAACACCAACAACAUUAGCAUCAAGACAUUCUGCAAGAUCAAAAUGGAUAAAACAAAAAAGAGCAUCAGUAAUGGAUCCAAAAGCAUUAAAUGAAAUAUUCAUGAUUACAAAAUAG